UUUCUCCCUCAUUCUUUUUAGUGACGCUCAAAACCAUCGACACUACUGAAGACUUUAAAGUGCAAUCAGUGACACCGCAAAAUGAUUAUCCCAACUGAAGUAGUGGGCUCACUGCCUCGUCCCGCCUAUUUACAAAAGGCUUUUGCUGACUAUGAUGCUGGACUAAUCACUCGCAAUGAUCUUGUGGCCGCUCAGGAUAAGGCUGCGAAAGAUUCCGUUGAGAGGAUGGAGGCCGCAGGAGAAACCUAUGUAACUGACGGAGAGCAGCGCGCUAGCUCUUUCGCGACAUAUCCUGUUGUUGAAACUCUCAAGGGUGCUGGACUACCUGAUAAUUUUGCAGGGGACGGCCAGUUAUUUGCUUAUUUUGCUGAUGGCCAUCACCGCCAGCUUCCACGCCUGGUCAAAGGGCCUUUCAAAUAUGCGACAUAUGCGUCUCAAAAUCUCCAAAAGUCUAUACCCUACGCCUCAAAUCCUAUGAAGCAAGCUGUCAUUUCACCGAGUAUGAUGUACCUUUUAUACCCCCUCCAGGGAGAAUUAGAAGGUUACCCUCGAGCAGAUUUUAUUAAAGAUUUAAUUGAUGAAUGCGAAAAAGACAUUCGGGCAUGUUUCGAAACAGGCGCGAAGAGAGUCUCGAUUGACUUCACAGAAGGUCGUCUCGCUCUAAGAAACGAUCCUAGGAAUCCUUGGACAAACGCCGAGCUUCUUGAAAGAUUUAUCUUAUUGAUCAACCAGGUUCUUAGUCGCUUCACUCCCGAAGAACGAAUUAACAUUGGCCUGCACACCUGUCCUGGCGGCGAUUGUGAUUCUGUGCAUUCACUAGAUGUCGAUUAUCACAAGCUACUUCCAUCUCUAUUCCAAAUUAAUGCGGGAUAUUUCUUAAUCCAGCUCUCUUCUGAGAAGGAUCGUGAAGAAAUAUAUAAAAAGAUUGGGCAGCAUAUCCGCAAAGAUGCCAAUGGCGUCAAACAGGUUGCUUUUAUUGGAGUUAUUAAUACUCUCAAUCCAAGAGUUGAGACCCCAGAAGAAAUUGCCGACCAUUUGAUACUUGCCAGCAAAUACAUACCGCCGGACCAGCUCGGGGCAACAGAUGAUUGCGGAUUCUCUCCAUUCUCCAUUGACGUCAAGCCAAGUCAUGGAAGUCCGGAUUUUGCCAGGGAUAUCGCAUUUCAAAAGAUCUCAAACCGCGUCCAAGGGGCUAAAUUAGCUAGUGCAGCUCUUUCUGCCUAAAUAUCAACGUUAGGGAAUUGAGUUGGCAGAAUAAUAGUUUAUAAUUUUAGAACUAAUGCCAAGGGCCGAAAAUGAAACGACUAAAAUAAUACGUG
This is a messenger RNA of Trichoderma asperellum CBS 433.97, 1319 nucleotides long. RefSeq lists its product as uncharacterized. Gene Ontology annotation, molecular function: 5-methyltetrahydropteroyltriglutamate-homocysteine S-methyltransferase activity; zinc ion binding. The record is from RefSeq and is a predicted model, not a curated record. Lineage: Eukaryota; Fungi; Ascomycota; Sordariomycetes; Hypocreales; Hypocreaceae.